Thunnus maccoyii (southern bluefin tuna) is the source of this 5477-nucleotide messenger RNA. Its product is annotated as transcription factor SOX-6-like. Gene Ontology annotation, molecular function: RNA polymerase II cis-regulatory region sequence-specific DNA binding; DNA-binding transcription factor activity, RNA polymerase II-specific. Gene Ontology annotation, cellular component: nucleus. The record is from RefSeq and is a predicted model, not a curated record. Bases 376 to 2712 code for a protein of 778 amino acids. Lineage: Eukaryota; Metazoa; Chordata; Actinopteri; Scombriformes; Scombridae. Gene Ontology annotation, biological process: positive regulation of chondrocyte differentiation; central nervous system development; cell fate commitment. The transcript has 16 exons.
AUAACUUAAAAUAGUUUUUGAAAAAUCCUCCGAAUGACAGCUGCUUGAGCGCAGCGUCACUUCUGACUACGACGUCGAAGUGUUUUAUUUGUCUGAUCUGAUCCUCGGCAGAGCGCAAACAGAGGAGUUACUAAAGUCCCCGACAUGCCUGAGCGAUGGUGACUUUACGCACGGGAUUUGAAGGCUGUUUGAACUGACUCCUCUUGUUUGGUCUCAGCGCUGAAACUCUUUAUCAUCGCCCUGAACUAUCUGCAAGUUUGAAAGAAGCUCGCAGCGAAGCGAAGUGCCUGAUAAGUGACUACAGGUGACGUUCAUGAAUUUUAAAGUCAUCCACAAGUGAGAAGAGGGUGUUGGAGUUGAAGUCUCUUAUUUGCAAUGAUGUCUUCCAUGCGAGCAACGCCUCCCUUUCAACCACCAUCUGAGGAAGAGGAAGCAAUAGGUCACGACAACGCGGCCUGGGCCAACGAAGAGCGAGAGGGUCCAAAGGAGACGAAGGCGUCCCCCUCUUCUCAUGACCAACCCCACCCCGACGAGCUGCAGCCAAUCAGAGAGAAGCAGUCGGAUGCUGAGUGGGAGAAUGUCGGGCCUGCUGCGAUGGACAAUGAAAGCAGUAAGGGCUGCUCCGUCUACUCCUACCGUACUAACUCUACCUCUCCACCCAAGCCAGAGGAGUGUUCCAGGGAUCGCGGGGAGCCGAUGAUCGGCCUCGCUUUCGGGACACCGGAACGCCGCAAAGGAAGCCUGGCGGAUGUGGUGGACACACUGAAACAGAAGAAGCUCGUGGAGCUGACCAAGACAGAACAAGACGAACCGUCCUGCAUGGAGAGGCUCCUCUCCAAAGACUGGAAGGAACGUGUUGACCGCCUGAACGCCAACGAACUGCUGGGGGAGGUCAAAGGUACGCCGGAGUCGCUGGAAGAAAAAGAGCGCCAACUUUCCACCAUGAUCGGUCAGCUGAUCAGCCUGAGGGAGCAGCUCCUCUCUGCCCACGAUGAGCAGAAGAAAAUGGCCGCCUCACAGCUGGAGAAGCAGAGACAACAGAUGGAGCUGGCCAGACAGCAGCAAGAGCAGAUUGCCAGACAACAGCAGCAGCUCCUGCAGCAGCAGCACAAGAUAAACAUUCUCCAACAACAGAUCCAGGUCCAGGGUCACAUGCCUCCCCUGAUGAUCCCAGUGUUUCCUCACGACCAGCGAUCUCUGGCUGCUGCCGCAGCCGCACAGCAAGGCUUCCUCUUCCCACCGGGCAUGUCCUAUAAGCCAGGUGAGAAUUACCCCAUGCAGUUCAUUCCAUCUACAAUGGCAGCUGCAGCGGCGUCUGGACUCAGCCCGUUACAACUACAGCAGCUGUAUGCCGCCCAGCUGGCAAGCAUGCAGAUCUCACCAGGAUCCAAGAUGGCUCCUCUCCCGCAGGCUCCCAACUCCUCCGGUCCCCUUUCCCCCUCUGCCCUGAAGAGCGAGAAGAGAGCAUCCAGUCCUGUCACUCAGAUUAAGGAGGAAGGAUCCACACAGCCAUUAAACCUCUCAGCCAGACCCAAGACAGCUGAGCCUCUCCGCUCCCCGACGUCCCCGACACAGAGUCUGUUCUCCGGAAACAAGACCAGCCCUACUGGCAUGGGCAAGGGCCGCAUCCCCAGCCCGAUCCCUACCAUGGGCAGGAACACUUCUCUGGACAUCCUCUCCAGCCUGAACUCCACAGCGCUGUUCGGGGACCAGGACGCGGUGAUGAAGGCCAUCCAAGAGGCCAGGAGCAUGAGGGAGCAGAUCCAGAGGGAGCAGCUCCACCAACAGCAGCAGCAGCAGCCGGGACACCAUAGUCUGGAGGCCAAACUGUCCGCUCUAAGCAGCAUGAGCCUCAACAACGGCAACAAGGAACGGCUGCACUACGAGACGCUGAGCCAGCACCUUGGGAAGCUCGGAGAGGAUGCUGGGAAGAUGGUCCAUCGAGUAAUUGACCUGACGAGACCAGAAGAUCUGGAUGGCAACAAUAUCACCGAGGCACGAGUGUUCAGGGAGGCGCGGGGCAGAAACAACAACGAGCCCCACAUCAAGAGGCCCAUGAACGCCUUCAUGGUGUGGGCCAAAGACGAGAGGAGGAAGAUCCUGCAGACCUUCCCUGACAUGCACAAUUCCAACAUAAGCAAGAUCCUAGGCUCUCGUUGGAAAGCCAUGACCAACCAGGAGAAACAGCCGUAUUAUGAGGAGCAGGCUCGCUUAAGCAAGAUCCAUUUGGAGAAGUAUCCCAACUACAAGUACAAGCCGCGGCCCAAGAGAACCUGCAUCAUCGACGGCAAGAAGCUGCGCAUCGGGGAGUACAAGCAGAUGAUGCGGUCACGACGUCAGGAGAUGAGGCAGUUCUUCGUGGGGCCUCAGCCGCCAAUUCCUCUUGGCAACAGCGCAGGUGGUGUAGGAGUCUACCCGGGUGCCAUAACCAUGGCAACAACAGCCACACCGUCCCCACACCUGACCUCAGACUGCUCCAGCAACUCAGCCAGCCCUGAGCCAGCCAUCCCCGUCAUUCAGAGCACGUACGGGAUGAAGUCUGAGCCUGGCGGCUGCGGAGGCAGCAAUGGCGGUGGGGUCAGUGCCUUGGAACUGCCCAGCGACCCCACUAAUGGAGACGACGACAUGGACAUGUACGAGGAUUUUGAGGACGAGCCCAAGUCAGACUAUAGCAGCGACCAUGAGACACGGGAGGCCGUCAGUGCCAACUGAGUGUGCUCAGGGUGUCAGUUGUAAAAAAUGAAAAAUAAAAAAACCUCCCGUUAUACUCAGAGACACUUUUUAAGAACACAGUUUAUUACAGAGACCUUCAGGCAUACUUUCUGGACAUGUUGCGUCAUGCAUUGAGCAUGCCCAGACAGGAUUCAAACUCAGUGGACAUGCUCAGAGAGAGGUUUUGAACUGUAUGUUGACGGACGUCCAUUUGAAGAAGAGGGCUGAUGGGAAAUUGUGACCCAAGAAUGCAACCUGAACAGACAUUUACAGAGGACAUCCGGCCGACAAUGAACUUCAGUUUCCGACACUUCGACAAUCUUAACAGGAGCGAAUAAGAGAUAGACGAGAGAGAGAGAGAAUGAGAGAAUGGGACGAAGAACAAAUGAGCGACGAACACAUUGAUGUGUGGUUUGUAAAGAGCAUGCAUGGAUUUUGAAGCAUCAGGAAUUGGUCUUCAACAGCUAUUUGGUCUUAAAUGUUUAAGGAGUGAUCUAGUUUUUAUCAUUAUGUAUUUACUUUUUGUGUUUUUUGUCUUUUUUUGUUUUUGUUCUAUAGACUUUUUCUGACAGGUCACUGCCUGUACAAACUCUGGACUGUCAGAACUUGAAAUUUGAGAAGUUUUAAUAUAAAUCCUAGCUCUUGUAAUCUUAUAGUCUUACUUUCGUUUCUCACGAAUACAGUGCAUCUACAUCUUUUUUUUCUGACAAACUGCUUACAUUACAUUACUGUUAGAUUUUUUUUUUUAAAUAUCCCAGCUCAGGUAUGAUGUGCCAGCUUGUGAAUGUGUUUUUUUUUUUUGUUUUGUUUGUUUUCAUACAAAAAGAGUGGUAGGACUUUUCAGACUGUCAAUGAAAUAAAGGGAGGUAUAUCCCUUAUAUCACAUUAUUAUUAUUAUUAUUAUUAUUAUUAUUAUUAUUAUUAUUACUAUCAUUAUUACAGAUUUACUUCAAAUGUGCCAAACCUACAUUCACAUUCACUUGGGAUGUUGUAGUCUUAACUUCCAAUGCUGCAAAAAAGUCUUAUACAAUCAGCUUUUUCUGUCUGAUGAGAUGAGUUCCUACUCGCUAACUGCAGGCUUCCCACCUGGCCCAAUCACAGGCAGAGCUCAGAGAGGAUGUGUUUUCAUUACACUAGCUCACUCACUCACUCACUCACUCACUCACUCACUCACACACACACACACACACACACAAACACACACACACUUUGUUUCACUCUCUGGCAGCCCCUCCGGCGUUGAGACGUAGUUACAAGAGCAGCAACGAAGGUGUCUGCUCUUCAAUUCCACUGCACUGGUGCUUUCAUGAACCACAUUGCCCAUAGUUCCUUAAGGCCAAACACUCUGAAGUCUGCACAUAUUGUGCCGUAAGUGCGGUGCAGUAUGAUGUACCAAACUGCAACAUUUAGCAUUUAAGUUUAAAAUAGACAUUUUUCUGGCUUAAUAUCUCCUCAGACACUUUAAGAAUUCAUAAGUCUUAAAAGUGUAUCUUAUGCUCUGUUCAUUUAACGUCAUAGGAAAGGGGAUGGAGAAACCCCGGGAUGACCCUACUGUAGGAUAAGAGUUUCUAAUAUUCUGGAUCCCUUCACUGUAUUUUGCAUUGUGUUUUGAAUUGGUACAAAAAAUGUACAAAUGUUACUAUUUUUAUUAGCUUGUUGAUAUUUUUAAAUGUCUUCUCAGCAUCACUUGGGAAAGAGACACCAAACUUGUGUUUCAAAAAGAAUUUAUAUAGUUGCAAAAAAAACAUGGGUUUAAUAGGUCUGUUAUUUCAAAAAGGGUACCUUUUUCUACGUUGCAUGUAUAUUUUGAAGACGAGUAAAUUAUUAACAGAAGAAUGGAGGGAGAAAAAAAAAAAAAAGGCGUAUAAUUCUUAAUCAGUUUCUUAGUCAACCACCCCAGUCAGAGCACAGUUUUUCCACAGUCUGAAGCGAGAUGUUCCUCUUUUGGUGCAGGCCGGUGGUCAGCAUCACGCUGGGUGUACACGCUUUUUCCUCUGUUUCACUCAAAUGUCACAUUCUUUUUCUGAAGACACAUUAUAUUUUUUUCUUUGUCUCUUUUCACCACACUCUCUGUUUUCCAUUUUCAACACCUGUGACCUCAGGUGAUAUCUGGGUGCUCUGUUUCGCUGUUUCACAUGUCUUUUUACUCCAUAGUUCUUUUCAUGAACAUAUCGGGCAGUUUGUACUUGGAAAAGCUUCACAAGCUGGGACUGAACAUUGGUUUUUGCUUGCAUCACAGUAAAAAAAAGAGCCACUGCUCGCCUCAUGCAUAGAUAUUUCUGUUAGUGUCAUACACAUCCUAAGCACUGGAUAUAAAUUCUAUGUUUUGUUUUUUUUUUUUUAGUAUUGACUAAUGUGAAGUUGUUGUUUGAUUUUCAACAUGAUAAAUUAGAACAGUCAAAAGUCACAUGUUUGGACUCUGGAGGAAGCCUCGCACUUGCCAGGCACGAGUAAAUUGCCAUUUCUUUAGAAGCAUUUCAUUUAUUUAAGCAAAUUUUGUUGCCGCAGCUCUAGUGCCGCCUAAAGGGGUCACAUCACCUCUGAUCUCUUUAAAAAGGUAACCUCAUGAUCUUGUCAGUUGUGACCUGCAGAAGCAAAACACAAGUUUCCUGGUCACACACAUUUUGUGAUGAGUAUUGUAUUUGAAAUUCAAUUGUGCGUUUUAACAUUUCAUUGUAUUUAUUAGCCAGCUUUGGCUCUAAAAAGUGUCAGUACAACUUGGUGAGAAAGACAAUCAAAAAAAUAAUAAAUAAAUAAAAAGUAAA